UAACAGGCUCCACGGGAGAGAACUGAACUCACAGAGCGAAGCGACUGCAGCCAUUGCACUCUUGACAUAAUGGAGCUCUAUCUGGACCUAUUCUCCCAGCCCUGCCGUUCCGUCUUCAUGUUUGCCAAAGUGCUCGGGAUUCCCUUUGAGUUUAAGUCCGUCGAGCUCUCUGCAGGGCACCAUCACAGUGAGGAGUUUAAACAACUCAGCAUCGUGAAGAAGGUCCCUGUCAUGAAGGAUGGAAGCUUUGUUCUGACAGAAAGUAUUGCCAUCCUGAUGUACAUGGUGCAGAAACAUUCGGCAUCAGUGGCAGAUCACUGGUAUCCAGCUGACCUGCAGCAGCGAGCUCGUGUUAACGAAUACCUCUCCUGGCAGCACAUGAACCUCAGAGCUCAUGGUUCAAAGGUCUUCAUGCUUCGGGCUCUUUUUCCAGUCAUCAUGGGCUCUGAGCCCCCGCAGGAGAAGGUGGACGAUGCCACAGAGGACCUGACGCAGUCGCUCAACCUGCUGGAGGAGAAAUUCCUGCAGGACAAACCGUUUAUUGUUGGCUCCAAAAUCUCUCUGGCUGAUCUGGUGGCUAUAGUGGAGAUCAUGCAGCCUGUUGGAGCCGGACUGGAUGUAUUUGAAGGGCGACCAAAGCUGAAGGCCUGGAGAGAACGGGUGAAGAAGGAGCUCGGUGAGUCGCUGUGGGAUGAAACUAACGAGAAGAUCAUGAAUGUGAGCAGCUUGAUGCAGAAGAUGCAGAGCAAAGAGCUGGAAGUGCACAGACCCAUGUUGCAGAAGAUUUUCCGCUGAAGAAGAAAGAAGAAAAAACCAAACAAAUCUCUUCACAUUUUUUCAACAUUAAACCUUUAAACAACCACCAUAUAUAAUCUUGAUUUGCAUGCAAUACAAUCUCUUUCAUUUAACAGAAAUUUUGUAUCAUUUAUUAAAAACAUGUCAAGUAAAGAAACAGCAGAUAGAGUAAAUUUAGUUUCCUCAGACACGUUCAAUCUUUAAUGGAUAACACCUGCAGAAUGUAGUCAAAUAAACAGUAUUUUAUAGCAUAUACAACAUUUGCAUUCGUUAUUAUUAUGGCAAAAUAGGCCAUUUAGAGUGCUGACCCUCUCUGAAUCAGACAAAUAUGAAGCUCACACUGCUAGAUGUAGAAAGUAAAAGCUGCAUCAUUCUCCGUUAAUAUUUUGUGGAGUUGAAAUAUAAGUAAGUACCCGCUUAUACCAUGGUCACAAAUAAAUAUUAGGUCAAUUAUUAAUAUGUUAAUGUUGUUUUUUACCACUAAAAUCAUAAGUUUUUCAGAAGCGGCUGAGCGGACUUUUUAACAUCUCCCGUCCUUCCUAUAGCGCUUCAGCAUCACCUUGAGAACGUGCCUUGAACACCGUGUCGCUAAUGAUGUUUACGGCUCGCAAACUCCUAAAACUGGCAACACUGUUCUGCUCCUUCCUUAGUCGACUGGACAGAGGCAUAAAACAGCCGCAAAAUGUCACUGAGAGUAGUGGCAGUGUAGCUCUCAAAGUUGAUGUCCAUGUUUUUCAGAGCCAGGAAGUCUCUGGUUUUCUUUGUGUUAAUCUCAUCCUUAUCAUCCUCUAAAUUGUCCAGUUCCUCCGGUGUCACCUCGAUGUGUCGCAUCUCCUUCUUCUUUUCAUAUUCUCUUCUCUCUUUCUCCUCUGCUUCAUCCCAGUAAUGAUUCAAAAUGAUCAAAUUCACCAAAUAGGUUAAAGUUAACUAUAAAAUCACAAAUUUUUGUCAACUGUGUUGCGUUUGUGAUAAAUAAACUGUGAAAUAAAGUA
Molecule: messenger RNA, 1787 nt
Organism: Mugil cephalus (flathead mullet)
Lineage: Eukaryota; Metazoa; Chordata; Actinopteri; Mugiliformes; Mugilidae
Gene: gstt1a
Product: glutathione S-transferase theta 1a
Exons: 5
Coding region: 70-795 (241 amino acids)
Biological process (GO): glutathione metabolic process
Cellular component (GO): cytoplasm
Molecular function (GO): glutathione transferase activity
Source: RefSeq, a predicted model, not a curated record